This is a messenger RNA of Periconia digitata, 2248 nucleotides long. Lineage: Eukaryota; Fungi; Ascomycota; Dothideomycetes; Pleosporales; Periconiaceae. The record is from the annotation of a GenBank genome assembly.
CACAACUAGCCUCUUGAGGUCAUCAGAAUGUUCUCGAGAGCCAUCCGUCAGUCGAGCCGCCGGGUCGCGGCAAUCUCUGCAUCGGGCAGAAUUGCUUCGACCCGAACCACACCCGCCUACUUCAACGCCACGAAGCAGGUCCGCGCCUAUGCCGCCGAAGCUAAGGCCGCACCCACCGAGGUCUCCUCUAUCCUCGAGCAGAGGAUCCGUGGUGUUCAGGAGGAGUCUGGUCUCGCCGAGACUGGACGUGUUCUCUCCGUCGGUGAUGGUAUCGCCCGUGUGCACGGCAUGAGCAAUGUCCAGGCUGAGGAGCUUGUCGAGUUCGCCUCCGGUGUCAAGGGCAUGUGCAUGAACUUGGAAGCCGGCCAGGUCGGUAUUGUGCUCUUCGGUUCUGAUCGAUUGGUCAAGGAGGGUGAGACCGUCAAGCGUACCGGACAGAUUGUCGAUGUUCCCGUCGGCGAGGCUCUCCUCGGCAGAGUCGUUGAUGCGCUCGGUAACCCCAUCGAUGGCAAGGGUCCCAUCAAGUCCACCGAGAGGCGCCGUGCUCAGCUCAAGGCUCCCGGUAUCUUGCCCCGUCAGUCCGUCAACCAGCCUGUACAGACUGGUCUCAAGUCUGUCGACGCCAUGGUUCCCAUCGGACGUGGUCAGCGUGAGUUGAUCAUCGGUGAUCGUCAAACUGGAAAGACGGCUGUCGCCCUCGACACCAUCCUCAACCAGAAGCGCUGGAACAACGGCAACGACGAGACCAAGAAGCUUUACUGCGUCUACGUCGCAGUUGGCCAGAAGAGGUCUACCGUCGCUCAACUUGUCAAGACUCUCGAGGAGAACGAUGCCAUGAAGUACUCUAUCAUCGUCGCUGCUACCGCUUCCGAAGCCGCUCCACUCCAAUACGUCGCUCCCUUUACUGGUACCGCUAUCAGCGAGUACUUCCGCGACAACGGCAAGCACGCUUUGAUUAUCUACGAUGAUCUUUCCAAGCAGGCCGUCGCCUACCGUCAAAUGUCUCUGUUGCUCCGUCGUCCCCCUGGGCGUGAGGCCUACCCCGGAGAUGUUUUCUACCUCCACUCUCGUCUUCUCGAGCGUGCUGCCAAGAUGAACAACAAGCUUGGUGGCGGUUCGCUCACUGCCCUUCCCAUCAUUGAGACCCAGGGUGGUGAUGUGUCCGCUUACAUUCCCACCAACGUCAUUUCCAUCACCGACGGACAGAUCUUCUUGGAGGCCGAGCUCUUCUACAAGGGUAUCCGUCCCGCCAUUAACGUCGGUCUUUCCGUGUCUCGUGUCGGUUCCGCUGCCCAGCUCAAGGCCAUGAAGCAGGUUGCUGGUUCGCUCAAGCUCUUCUUGGCCCAGUACCGUGAGGUCGCCGCUUUCGCCCAGUUCGGUUCCGAUUUGGAUGCUGCCACCAAGCAGACCCUCAGCCGUGGUGAGCGUCUUACCGAGCUCCUCAAGCAGAAGCAGUACUCGCCCAUGGCUGUGAACGAGAUGGUUCCUCUUAUCUUCGCUGGUGUCAACGGUCUCUUGGAUAACGUUCCCGUCGCCAAGAUCCUCCAGUGGGAGUCCGACUUCUUGGCUCACCUCCGAUCCAACGAGUCCGACCUUCUCGCCACCAUCGACCGCGAAGGUGCUCUCAGCAAGGACCUCGAGGCCAAGCUUAGGGACGUCAUCACAAACUUCACCAAGUCUUUCGCGUAAAUAAAGGCUUGAGGAGUGGGUGAUCUGUUCCGGUAUUUGUCGCGGGGUAAAAUGUGCUGAUCGGUCGCCGAGAUUAGAUGUAUAAUAGAAGAUGCGUCCUCGCCAUCAGCUGUCUCAAUAGGAAAGUUCUUUUUUAUCGAAAUGGCCUGAUGGUAAUUCUGCUUGAAAACUCGUUCUCAAAAUACCUCCCAGCACUACCCGAUUUUCCUUUCGUCUAGCCGCGGGUAUGGGCCUCGAUCUUUUUGGGUUGAGCGGGUGUGCUUGCUACUGUAUCUAUGCGAAUCUCAUUUUCUUUGUUCACUUCAUAAUGUGUGUUUCUGCCGUGAUGUCUCAUCUGCUUCUCAUUCGUGACAUGGAUUUUGGAAGUGCCUUUUGAGGAUCCAUCCACAUCACUUCGUACAUGUGCGAGAGGUAGGCUAAGUACCCCAGCCAGAGAGGGUCUACGAUGGUGCCACGAAGAACGUCAGGCAACGUCAUAGUGCACCAGAUUCUGCGUAUCAUAUGUUGUUGUGGCUGCUCUGGAUGCCUUGUACAAGGCAUGGAAAUCGAACAUUUUCGU